Molecule: messenger RNA, 2220 nt
Organism: Phaethon lepturus (White-tailed tropicbird)
Lineage: Eukaryota; Metazoa; Chordata; Aves; Phaethontiformes; Phaethontidae
Product: perilipin-3-like
Exons: 6
Coding region: 1-2220 (739 amino acids)
Biological process (GO): positive regulation of triglyceride storage; lipid storage
Cellular component (GO): lipid droplet; cytosol
Source: RefSeq, a predicted model, not a curated record
AUGAAUCGAGUAACCAGCUUGCCCUUGCUCAACUCUGCAUUCAACAUGGUCUCAUCUGCCUACAACUAUACCAAGGAGACGCAUCCUUACCUCAGUGGUGUCUGCAAUGUGGCUGAGACUGUGGCUGCUGUCGCAGUAGGUAGUGUAGUUGGUGGGGCACAGCCCAUUCUGAACCAACUUGAGCCACAAAUUGCACUUGUGAAUGAAUAUGCCUGUAAAGGACUGGAUCAGCUGGAGGAGAACUUGCCUUUUCUUCAACAGCCAGCAGAUAAGGUCAUCUCAGACACCAAGCAGCUGGUUUCCACCAAAGUGACAUGCGCUAUGGAUGCUGCCUGUGAGGCAAAAGAAGCAGUGGCUGAUAAAGUGACUGAAGCUGUGGACAUAACUAAAAAUGUUGUUGGGGACAGUGUCAAGCUGACUAGGUCAAUGGUCACCUCCACUGUUAACAGUGCUGUGGAGGCUGCUCAUGGUGCAAAGGACCUUGUGACCAACAAGGUGACAGAGGCAGUGGACCUCACUAAACACAUGGUGGAGGACAGCAUUGGACUGACCAAGUCUGCAGUUGCUUCUACUGUUGUGAAUGCUGUGGAGGCUGCCCAAGGUGCCAAGGACCUGAUGACUAACAAGGUGACUGAGGCUGUGGACCUCAGUAAACACAUUGUAGAGGACAGUGUUGAACUGACCAAGUCUGCAGUUGCUUCUACUAUUACUGCUGCUGUAGGGGCUGCCCAGGGUGCCAAGGACCUUGUGACUAACAAGGUGACAGAAGCUGUGGAUCUCACUAAACACAUUGUGGAGGACAGUGUUGAACUGACCAAGUCUGCAGUUGCUUCUACUAUUACUGCUGCUGUAGGGGCUGCCCAGGGUGCCAAGGACCUUGUGACUAACAAGGUGACAGAAGCUGUGGAUCUCACUAAACACAUUGUGGAGGACAGUGUUGAACUGACCAAGUCUGCAGUUGCUUCUACUAUUACUGCUGCUGUAGGGGCUGCCCAGGGUGCAAAGGAUCUUGUGACCAACACAGUGACUGAAGCAGUGGACCUAACCAAAGGAGCUGUUCAGGAUGGUGUUGAGAAGACCAAAUCGAUGGUCACUUCUACAGUCAAUACAGCUCUGGAUGCUGCAUAUGGCACCAUAACUAGCAAAAUAAAUACAGCCUUGGAGCAGAGCAGAGAGGCUAUCCAGGGGGGUGUGGAGAUGACUAAUUCAGUGGUGACCAACAGCAUAAGAAAAGCCAAGGCUGUGAGCCAAGCAGUGGCAGGUGGUGUGGAAUCUGUCCUGGGUAUAUCAGAAGAUCUGGUGGAUCACUACCUCCCAAUGACAGAGGAGGAACUAGGUAAACUGGCCACCACUGUCGAGGGAUCUGGUAUGGCUUCUGUAGAGGAGCAGAAACAGCAACGGAGUUACUUUGUGCGUCUGGGCUCCCUCUCUAACAAAGUCCGCCACCGAGCCUACCAGCACUCACUGAACAAACUCCAGUGCAUUAAGCAAAGCACCCAGGAUACUCUCUCACGACUACAGCUGGCAGUAAAACUGAUUGAAUCUGUGAAACAAGAGGUUGGCCAGAAGCUUCUAGAUGGGCAGGAGAAGCUGUAUCAACUGUGGGUGGACUGGAGCCUGACCCAACCCAAAGGAAACCAAGUUAAAACUGCCUCCCAAGUAGAGGUAGAGUCACGGACUCUAGCUAUGCUGCGUAUCAUCACCCAGCAACUACAACCUGUUUAUGAGAAUCUGAGAGCCAGCAUCCAAGGCCUCCCCAGCAACAUCCAAGAAGCUGUGUAUCAGGCGACUCGAAAUAUUCACAAGCUCCAUAGAUCUUUUUCCAGUGCUAUGUCUUUCCAGGACCUCUCCAGCACCACCCUGACCCAGAGCCAGGACUGUGUGGCAGAAGCCCAAACGUCCCUAGAUGACCUCUUUGAGUAUGUAACUCAGAACACCCCUCUGAACUGGCUUGUGGGUCCCUUCAGGGCAAUAGCUAAAGUGUCACAGGAUAGCAGGAAGGAAAAGAAAGAUAUGGUGACUGAUAUAAAAUCACCUGUAGUGGAAAAGGUUACACCACCCAAGGAGGUGGCUCAGACACCUGAAGAACCAAAGGGAGCAAACAGGAUCCCAGAGGAAGAGUAUAAAGAGCUGGAGAAGCUGGAAGAAAAGGCAGAGAAAGACACAGAGGUGGCACUGGCUGCAAAGGAGACAACUAAUGCGCCACAGGAAGAUCUCUGA